This is a messenger RNA of Rhopilema esculentum, 1386 nucleotides long. Its product is annotated as acid-sensing ion channel 4-A-like. Gene Ontology annotation, biological process: sodium ion transmembrane transport. Gene Ontology annotation, cellular component: plasma membrane. The record is from RefSeq and is a predicted model, not a curated record. Gene Ontology annotation, molecular function: ligand-gated sodium channel activity. NCBI's taxonomy places the organism in Eukaryota, Metazoa, Cnidaria, Scyphozoa, Rhizostomeae, Rhizostomatidae.
AUGAAAGAAGAAGGAAGACGCGGGCAUUUUGUAACUGAAGAAUCAAAAAUGGAAGGAAUCAAUUCAUUGACGAUACAUGGAGUGCCUAAAAUCUUCACAACAAAGUCAUACUUCUCAAGAGUGCUGUGGGCCUUAUUAUGCACUUCAACAGUGGUAUUUCUUAUAUACUUCAUGUCGGACGCAAUACGAAAGCAUCUGAAUUUUGAGAUUUAUAUAAAAGAGGAAAGAAUUCCAAAGCAUGAGAUGAGCUUACCAGCUAUUACAAUUUGCAACACCAACUUUUAUUCUGGUGAUGAUGAUGAUUAUGCUGUUAAUCAAGUUCUGCCAAAAAACUGCUCGUACACUGAUGCAGAGUAUUUUGAAACGGAAACUAAUAGAAAGUAUUUUCUGGAUAUCUGCCACUGGUUCCAUGGUGGAAUUAUGGGCGAAUUCAGUCCCAAAAAUAUAUCAUUCCCACAAAAUGCGUCAUUUCUGCCAAAUUUCUGGCCAUGCGUAACCCUGAACAAGAACAAAACGAUGGUGCAGAAACGAGAAAGCCUGAACUCUGGGCUCAAACUUCUGCUGAUAUAUGGCAAAAGGCCAAAUAAGACAGUUCCUUGGUAUGGGAAUGAAAUUUUUGUAGAUGAGAGACAAGGAUUGUUUGUUACAGCUCAUGACCAGAGAGAGGUCAUUCCGGCCUUUUCCGGAAUUUCCCUUCCACCAGGGUAUCAUACCAUUGUAAAACUUCGAAAGAAGGUGAUCCGCAGGAAAGAAAGUCCGUACCCUUCCAAUUGCAUUAAAUCUGGUCAAAAAACUGGUUUCAAUGUCUUUUCUGGGAAGGCUCGUAGAGAUAUCUGUUUAUAUUCCUGUUUAGCCAUACGACAGUAUAAUAUAUGUCAUGCCAUUGAUGCAAGAUGGCGUCCAUUUAUGAACAAGAAAGAGUACCCGAAUACUUUGAAUGUUACCGAUAAGGAGAGGAUUGAUUGCAUGUUUGAGGUUCUUCAAAGUGUCGACGCCGUGAAUUGUAAAUGUAAUGUCUAUUGUGACGAAGAGGUCUACGAGACUCAAACAAGUCGGGUUCCAUGGCCGCAACAAUGGAAAGCAGAGGAACUUACGCGCAUUUUCCCAAGUUUAACAAGUUCAACAAUAAGGCAAACGUUCAUUAAGCUGACUAUUUACUACGAAGAAAUCAGCGAGUUUAGGUACACAGAGGAAGAGAAGUACAGCAUAAUGAAUGUUUGGACUGAUUUUGGAGGACAAAUGGGCUUGUUCAUUGGUGCAUCUUUGAUCUCUUUUGUUGAGAUUUUGUUGUUGCUGCUCGGUUUUCUUCAAAAAGUUUUGAAGAAGAAAAAGAACAUAAUUUCUUCGCCAUCUUUGGGCAGCGAAGCAAGGAAUGGAAAAAGUUGA